AAUCUAACGGGACAGGACGGCCCAGAGACAAGCCCAGGUAUCAGCUCCAUUUAAGGGUGGCGAACUGUACAACCAGUACUUAAGGGGACAAUCUAACGGUGCCGGGGCCGCGACAGACCCGCUGACGGGCUCGGAUGGCCCGCUAAGCCGCCAGACUGUCCACUAGGAGCCGGUAGAAGACUCGGGGAUUCCUUGGCGCGAACUUUUUGCAGCAACAGCUGUUUGGGCGCGGUACAAAAGGAAUGAAAAUGACCAGUAACGAGGGUUGGCCCGAAGCUUUUGGCUUCCGUAUCGAGGGGAACGUGCCAUGUUACAUCGUGGCCGUGUCAGACAAGAGCCUGGCACAGCAGGCGGGAUUGCAGCCCGGAGACCAGAUUGUAGAACUUGACGGGCACGAUGUCACCAUGAUGUCACGGGAGGGCAUCAUGGCGCUCGCCAAACACUGCGAGCAGGUCCCUCCCAGUCUGGGCGUGAUCUCCAGAAUCCGACAUCUAGAACUCGUGCCAGACCCAAAGGGUAACUACGGAGUGUUGUUUCGUGGAACGGGACCGGUGUACAUACAAGGUGUCGCCAAAAACAGCCCUGCCGUACACGCCGGACUGAAACCGGGGGACAUGCUGCUGGAAAUUAACGGGGUGUCGAUGCGACACAUGGAUGCGGCCAACCGGAUGAUUCGCAGCGGACGGGAUGUGCUGAGGUUAGCGAUCAUUCCUGGGCAGGGAGGGAAGCAGGGCGUGAGUACGCCGCCGGUGGUGAUGCAGUCUCCAAGAGAACCCGGGAUGAGAAGCGACAGGAGCAUCCGGAAACACAAUAAAGCAGUCAACUUCUUUACAAAGGUGAAUGUUGUGUUGGAAGAUGACCCUGAUCGGAAGGAAGAGUUGAUGCAGUUGUUACGGGACUACGCCUCCGACAAAAACGUGGAAACCUUCGGCAGAGCGCUGGCCUUCUUACUCACCGAGUCUGCGCAUAGGAAACUACUCAGUGACAUCAGGAUAUUUGUUCCCCAGCGCCAUCGCGGCAGGUUUGACUACCUGGUGUCACAGGACAUGCUCACCCUGCGGAGGGAGGUCAUCCGCGAGCUGGAACAGCGCGGUAGAGACAACAAACCAUCCUGGGACUCAUCUACGGUGUCAUCUCGUGGAUCUAGCAGGACCUCGUCUCGGAAGUCCAUUCUCCCCUCCCCACAGAAGGAAAGGAAGUUGUCUUGGAAAACCAGGGCGGUUGUUAUAGAAAAGGGCCAGGCUAGUUUUGGGUUUGUCCUACGAGGUCAUUCACCUGUCUACAUAGAGAGCAUUGAACCAGGAAGUGCGUCUGACAGGGCAGGGUUAAAGGUUGGAGACCAUCUUCUCAAACUGAAUGGACUGGAUGUCAGCUCUGCAACCCAUAAGAAAGUGAUCACACUACUGCAGGGGAGCGGCAGUAAGCCAACACUGGUGGUGGGGGUGAAGAAAGAACAAGAGAGAAAGUCGAGUGACGACAGGAAGAGCAUCUCGUCUGCGUCCUCGCUGCCGGCCCGCCUGACAUCCCGGAGUCGGUCUCCGAGUGUGUUAUCUCUGUCCUCCGUCACAUCAUCCCUGUCCUCACAACAGGUCACGGAGAUUGUAAAAGAUGGCAGGUCCUUCAAACAACAGAUGGAUCACUUGUUGACCACCUCUGAGAAGCAUCAAAUCAAAGCCAGCCUGAAGAGAUACAAGGACACCAGGAACGCAGACAGACUGAUCCAGGAGGUUUAUCCUGUGCUGGACACACCGGCUAAGGAGAAACUGUGGGGUUACAUCAUCCGCCUGCUGCCUACUGAAGAACAACAUGUCUUCAACAGUAAGGUCCUCACUGUCAGGACUAGUCAGAUACCAGAUCAGCACGAUACAAGUGAACGUGAAAACGGGUACUCUGACCAGGCUGACGAUGUUUCACAAACCAGCGAAACCAUUCACUUCAGCACUACCAAUGACGAUGACUCAUUUUCGCACAUUGAAGAAGCUGCCGACCUGUUGGUCAAGAAAUCACCUGACCUUCCCUUUGAGAGGUCGGAAGGAGACGGAACAUCUAUGGAGGGCUCCCCUGCCCACAAAGCAAAGCAUGGACCGGUCAAUGAUGACAAGGAGUAUACCGGGGACCAGAAUGGACCCAACCAAUCCCUAUCUGGGGGUGUAACAGCAAUAGAAGCAAACCACCAGGAAAGAAGACCAAACCACUUUGUGGAGAGGGAUGAACAGGCUACUGACUAUAGGCCUCCAAAUGACAUGGACAAAUAUGGAAGUGGACAAGACCAACAUCCAAACAGGGGGAGGGAAGAGGAUGUUUUUGUAAGUGGAAAUGGAGCAGACUACUACAUAGAUAGGGGUAGUUAUGAUGAUUACAGCAACAGGGCUGUAGAGGGACCAGAACAAUACCGAAACAGACAUGUCAGGCAGAGGUCAGAACCGAUUCAGUAUUAUGGAAAUGGAGUUCAGCAGUUUCAGAGAGAUGACAGUUUUAGGAGUUCAGGCAGACCAAACCAUUCUCACCAUAGGGGAGCUUCUCUGGAUUUUGGAUACGACAGACCAAACCACUAUGAUGACAGGGAGAGACAGGAUCAUGUUGGCUACAGGGAUCCUGAUGGACUGGAUUACUACGAUGAUAGGGGUGGACAGGACAACCAUAGGCACAGGCAAUAUGAUGGGCCAGACCACUAUGAAGACAGGGGUGGACAAGUGGAUCAUAGGUACUCUAAUGGACCAGGCCACUAUCAGAGUAGGGGUGAUGAUUAUGAUGAUAGAUACAUCCAACCAGAGUAUUAUCAGGACAGACGUGACCAAUAUGACCCCCGGUAUGGGCAACCAAAUGGACCGGUCUACAAUGAUGAUAGUGGCUAUCAAGAUGACUAUAGGCAACACAAUGGAACAGACUACUAUGAAAGAAGGGGUGAUCAGGACUCUAGGUACAGGCAGUACAAUGGAGAUGACUACAGAAGGCAAGAUGGAUCAAACUAUUAUGAAGAUAGGGGUGACCAGGACUACUAUGAUGACAGGCAGCCCAGAGGGACAGACUACUAUCAGGAGAGGGGUGAUCAGGAUCCCUAUGGCUAUAGCAGACAGGGAGACUAUGAUGGCUAUGACCAUGAUGACUACCCAGGGGACAUCCCUCCCCCACCCCCGGGCCCUGCCCCACAGUUCACCAGACAGCCACAGCCCCUCUACCCCCCAGAGGAGAUGACUGCAGAGGCCAUGAUGAGUCGACUGGCCCUCGCUGGGUCUGAUCUCAACCAGGCAGACAACCAGGGUAUCACACCAGAGUACCAGCAGGGUAUCACACCAGAGUACCAGCAGGGUGGCACACGGGGGUACCAACCAGGUAUCACACCAGGAUACCACCAGGGUGUCACACCAGCACACCAACAGGGUGUCACACAAGGGUACCAGGAAGGUAUCACACCAGAGUACCAGCAAGGUAUCCCAAGAGCACACCAACCUGGUAUCUCACCGGUGUACCAGCAGGGUAACACACCACUACACCAACAUGGUGUCACACCAGGGUAUCAGCAGGGUCUCACACCAGAGUACCAACAGGGUGUCAUACCAGGGUACCAGCAGGGUAUCACACCAGAGUACCAACAGGGUGUCAUACCAGGGUACCAAGGAGAAGCAGUGCAGCAAAAUGUAACCGAUCCGGGUGUCCCUCACAGGCCACCUGUACACAGACCAACUGAAAGUGUCAGCUCAUCAGAGAUGCAAUAUGAUACCAUGCUGGGAGAGUCCACUUCGUCUAUUCCGUUACCUCCCCCGCCGCCCCCCUCCCCACUAGACUUGAAUGCAAGUACGUCCAGCAUUCCCAAGCCCCCACCCCUACCCCCUACUGGAAAAUCUAAAGGUCCAAAGAUAAACAUGAACGUCAAGAGGAUGAACUGGGAGAAACUGGAGGGAGAGAAGGUCAAGAACACCAUCUGGGGACAGAUUGGAGGGGAUGAGUAUCUGCAGGAAGUGGUAAAAGUGAUGGAACUGGAGCAUCGUUUCAGCAUGAAGACCAAGGAUAGUUCUGAUGAAGAAGACACCUUAGAUGCACCAGUGGCACAGAAGAAGAAGAAAGUUGUUACCAUUCUACCUCACAAGAAAGCCUACAACAUUGCCAUAGUUCUGGGCCACCUGAAGAUGUCACAUGAGGAGAUCAGACAUGCGGUGCUACAGAUGGACGACUCACGUGUCUCACCUUCCCACCUGAAACAGCUGCUGGCCUACGCAGCUGAGGACGAGGAGAUCGAAAAGUUUGAGAAGUACAACGGAGUGUUGUCAGCUCUGAAUGACUCUGACCGCUUUGCAUAUGAGAUGAACAAGAUCCCUGGCUACAAGACUAGGUUAAAGGCCAUGAUCUUCAAGGCUAAUUUUGCCGAGAAGACAGAAGAGCUAAGACAGCAUAUAGAUGCUAUCUCCAGAGCGUCUUGGGAACUCAGGAACAGCCAAAAACUGGCCAAGAUUCUUCAGCUUGUACUGGCCAUGGGAAACUACCUAAACGAGGGAAACAUCCGGGUGGCUAAGGCCUCUGGUUUCCGAGUGUCCUUCCUGAGAGAGCUGGACACCACCAAGACGUCUGACAAGAAGUCCACUUUUCUCCACAUCCUGGCCAACGCAGUGUCCACAAACUUCUCCCAGUACCUGGCCUUCUCCAAGGAACUGCCUACAGUGCCACUUGCUGCAAAAGUGUCCAACCUACUUGUGGAACAAGAACUAGUGGAGCUGGAGUCAGUGCUGGAUGAGAUUUCAGAGACUGCAAAAAUGCUGUCUGCUAACACCUCCCAUGAUCCAAAGGACAAGUUUGUGGAAGUCAUGGGUGCCUUUAUGCAGAAGGCAGCAGGAGAGAUCCAGACCCUGCGGGCGCAGUACGGGGAGAGUAUGAAGGAGUUUGUAGCCGUGGCCGAGUACUAUGGAGAGGAUCCGGCGCUAACCACCUCCGAACUUCUCUUCACGAUCUUCGCAGAUUUUAUGCACAAGUUUGACAAAGCCCACUAUGAGAAUAUAACACCUAUCAAAAAGAAGGGGACAAGCUAGCAAGGCAGAUGUCUUCAAGGGACCUCACCCUCAUUUAUAGCUUAACUUCUCUGGUCGUUGGGGCACCAUGCAUAUGUCCACAUUUCUCCUCAUUAUGCAGUUCCCUGGGGUUUCAGUUUCUACUCCCUGCAGGUCUGUUAUCAUCCACCAGAUGGCACUGCUGUUCAUGUAGCUGAAGGCUAGAGGGCUCAGUCAGAGGGUAAUAAGGUGUAUUGUUCAGACCCCACUGUUGAGUAAAUUGCAACAUUCAAGAAGUUUAAGAGCCUUAGACAAGCAAAUUUCAUGCUAGCUGGUGCAUUGUCAUUAAAGGUCUUUUAAGUAACAUUUUUGCACCCAAAAUUAAGAUAUUUCAAUUGAGUGAUUGUAAUUUAUUUCCAAUUUUCAACAUGUUUGUGCAAUUAUCCUACAUUUUGAACAUUUAUGAUUGUCACUAAAACAAUCCACAUAAGGUGCACUCAGUUUGUGAUGCCACCACAAAAUAGCAGAAUGUAAACAAACAUGGCAGACAGCUGUGUUUCCAUCUUUUAAACACACACCUAAGGCAUCAUAUGUUGGCACCUCCACUUCUUUGCAUUAGAGUAUGGUUGGUUCAACUUACUCUGUAGAAGAAACUUCACUUGUUGUAUCAUACAAAUAUUACACAAUGCAGCUUUAGGUUUUUGUAGUUUUAAAAACACUUCAAUCAAUUUUAAGGGCCUUUGUAGCAUUUCAUGUAAUAUUCAUGAAGAAAUUAAACUGUGUAUGUACAUACAACGUUAUUGAAAAGAUUCUUUUAGCACAAAAAAUAAUUAUGAAUACACCACUGGUAAACAGGACCAUGUAGUCCAUUGAGAUUACAAGACAAUAUUGUGUAAUGCAAUGUCACAUAAUUGUUGAGAAAUGAGAAAACUGUAAUCAUUCUUACAGAAUGCCCCUAUGUAACAGUGUUUAACCGUGUACAUACAGUGAACUUUAACAUGCCAUAUCCAUUGCCAUUGUGAAACAUUACAUGAUAUGUAGCAUUACUCUCUAUAGCCACAUACUAUUAGUAACCAUAGGAAGUGUACAUAGAAAUUUCACAUAGAGAGGGAAAGAUUUAAUUAUCUUGAAAUUGCGUCAUAUUGCAAUUUCCCAUCUAAAACUAUGGAAAGUUUAUUGUUGAAUAAGAGAUUUUAUAAUCUAAAGUAACCACUGGUUAAAAAAAACAUCCGUUCAACAGUAUUUUACCUAGAAGUCAUUGGAUACUAUUAGUUAUUGUUUGCAUUAGCAUAUGAUUAUCAUAGAUGACAAAUUUGAAUCUAUUUGUUUUUUUUUAACAUGUUACCUAAACCUUGCCAUGGUAUCUGCCAUAUUCUCACAAAGAGAAAUUAAUAAUAAUGUAUUGCUAGUAUAUAUGAUCAUAUAAAUUGUGCAUAUACAUGUACAUUGAAACAUUGAACUUUAUGCAAAUCAGAUAUCAGGAAAAGGCUUCAAGUUAAUUGUAUGUUACAGAGAUUACUUCAUUGCAUUUAUUAUGCAUUUUAUCUCAAAACAUUUAAUUGAUUUCACUAAUUUAUUGAGUGCAACUGCAGUGCAUUUGUAGUAUACUACUUGAUUUUAAAUUUUG
This is a messenger RNA of Branchiostoma belcheri (Belcher's lancelet), 6606 nucleotides long. Its product is annotated as delphilin-like. The coding region runs from base 243 to 5021 and encodes 1592 amino acids. The record is from RefSeq and is a predicted model, not a curated record. Lineage: Eukaryota; Metazoa; Chordata; Leptocardii; Amphioxiformes; Branchiostomatidae. The transcript is spliced from 27 exons. Gene Ontology annotation, molecular function: protein binding.